Molecule: messenger RNA, 2506 nt
Organism: Danio aesculapii
Lineage: Eukaryota; Metazoa; Chordata; Actinopteri; Cypriniformes; Danionidae
Product: ubiquitin carboxyl-terminal hydrolase 47
Exons: 11
Coding region: 181-1755 (524 amino acids)
Biological process (GO): protein deubiquitination
Cellular component (GO): nucleus; cytosol
Molecular function (GO): cysteine-type endopeptidase activity; GTP binding; cysteine-type deubiquitinase activity
Source: RefSeq, a predicted model, not a curated record
AUAGUCAAGAGAUUUUCAGAUUUCUUGUCGAUAUAGCCUGAUUAUUCGAUGUUGUCUUAUUAAACUAAAUUGAUUUCAGCACAUUUUGUUCUUCACAGAAAGCGUUUAAACUAGACCUCCCAUAAUAGCCUAGCAGACAAGCGUUUCGAUAUAAAGCGUCCUAAAAUACCCGUAUUCAGCAUGAAGACCCCUGAAAAGCCUUCAAAUGACAGGAAUGCUGUCCCGUAUUAUGGUCUUACAAAUCAAGGUGCCACCUGCUAUUUAAAUGCAGUACUGCAAUGUCUAUUCAUGACUGAAGAAUUCAGAGAGGAAGUUCUGAGUUAUGAAGACCUUGGUGGUAAGGAAAAUAUAUUGGUAGAACUUAAGAGGCUCUUCAGAAAGCUGUCUGAAAAAGUAGCCACAACUGAAGGAAUAACCAGGAGUCUUGGCAUAAGAAAUGCGUUUGAGCAGCAGGACGCAGUGGAGUAUUAUAGAAAGAUUUUAAAAGCAAUUCAGCCACUUGCUUCUAAGGUCUUUGAAGGGAAGAUGAGCAACGUGACAAAAUGUGGCAAAUGUGGCAAAGAACUGCCAGAAAUCAACACCUUUAUCUCAAUACUGUUGUCCAUCAAUGUUGAGGAUGACAAGGUGUAUGAUGUGGAAACAGGCCUAAAGGCCUUCGAAGAACAUUCAACACUUGAAGAAGAUGACUGGGUGUACUGUGAUAAAUGUGAUUGCAAAACAAAAACUGAAACGUGGAGUAAAAUAGAUGAAUAUCCUAAUGUUGUCACUCUGCAUCUGAAGAGGUUUGACUUUGAUUACAUGCAGAUGAGGUACGAGAAGAACGAAUGUCUUCUUGAUGUGCCUCUGACUCUACCCAAGAAGCAUAAUAGGCCUACAUAUGAUCUUUAUGCCGUUAUCAACCAUAAGGGCAGAUACAGUGGUGGACACUACGAAGCAAUCAUCAAAUCUUAUGAAAAUGGAGUAUGGUACUGUUUUGAUGACAGCUGUGUAACUGAGACUUCAGAAUCACCCCUGAAAAACUCAAGCCUACCCUACAUGCUGAUGUACAGAAAAAGGGUUUUCAGUCCAGCCAGUAUUUCUCAUCCACUGAGGAUCCUUCUGACUGGGCCUUCCAGAUCUGGGAAGAGUACAGUAGGCAACAUCAUCCUUGGCGGAGAUUACUUUCCAUGUAGAAGUGGAUCAGAAACUGUGACUAAAGAGUGCAUGGUAAAGACAGUAGAAAAGGUCACUGUGGUGGACAUCCCAAAUCUCUUUUGCCUCAAUAAAUUGAGUUGGACUGAGGAAAUAGAGAAGUGUGUUAAGUUAUCCGACCAUGGUCCCAAUGUGAUCCUUUGGGUAACACAAAUAUCUGAAUUCACUGAACUACAGCAAGGUCUGUUUCACUCCUUCAUAAAUCGACUAGAUUCAGGAGCCAGAAAUCACAUGAUGAUCGUCUUCACCAAUGGAAGAGAGCUUACAAAACUUGGCCAGAACAUUGGUGAAUUUAUUUUAAAACAUAGUAAGCUUCAUAAAGUGGUCCAUCGGUGUCAGGACAGGUACCAUGUCAUUGAUAUCAAUGAUGGUCACAAUUACACCUCAGAACUGCUUGAAAAACUCAGUGAAAUGAUGCCACUAGAAGAAGCUACUGCAUUAUUAAGGAUAAGUAAAAUGUUAAAAACACAAGAACGCUGUUUUACAAAAAAAGGGAACAAAAGACUCAGGUCUGACAGCCAAAAUGACAAAAAUGGGAAAAAAAAAAAAUCACACAAAAAGUAAUGAGAAAAAAAUGAAAACUGCUUGAUUGUGGUAAAUCAUUGAAUGUUUUGUUCUGUCUAGUCUUUUUGGAUUUUGUGUAUUGGUAAAGGAUUAAAAUGGGAUGUUGUCUGUAUAUUCAAUGUGUUUUUCUCUUAUAUUCAAGAUUGGUAAAAUCAAAAAUAAAUUAAAAAUGUGUAUAUCAUAACUCAUCAAAAAGCAUGUGCAAAAAUUAAGCUGCAACAAAUGGAGCUAAAUUGAAUGAUUUAUCAACAUUUAUUUCACUUUGGAUAACAGCACCUACUAAAUGAAUGAAUUUGCAAUAAAUGUAUAUUAUACUCAGUGGUGGAAAGAGUACUGAAAAAUCAUACUCAAGUAUGGGACAGACGAGUCUUCGCUGAGGCCAGCUUCCAGCCUCCGCCGCUGAGACUGCAGCUCUGCACAAGACGUUUGGCCAGCGGAGAAAUUAAAAUGGUCGUGCCCAACUGAGUCUGGUUUCUCUCAAGGUUUUUUUUCUUCACUUUCACCAAUUAGUGAAGUUUUUUUUCCUUCCGCUGUCGUCACUGGGUUCGGGAUCUGUAGAGCUGCGCAUCGAUGGAUUUGCUCUUCAGUGUUUGAACGCUCAGUAGUUAUUUUUAAACCACACUGAACUGAGCUAAACUGAACUGAACUUAAACUCUGAAAACUAAACUACACUGUUCCACUUUACUAUGAAGCUGCUUUGACACAAUCUACAUUGUAAAAGCGCUAUACAAAUAAAGGUGUUGUAAAGGUA